CUCGCUCCCGGGGCGUCGCCUCGCGUGCGCUGGAGCCGCCGAGGCCGCCCCCAGCACCGGAAGUGACCCUGGCGGGUUUGCCUUCAAAUUCUCGGCGAGCUGAAGCGGCGCCGGGGCUGGUGACGGUUGGACAUCGCCGUCCUGGGGCGGCGAGCGCGGAGCAGAGUGGUCGGGGCUGCGCAGGGCCCGGCCUCCUCGCCGCCCUGAGCCCCGCACGGCCCUUCCCCUCCGCCUGGCGGUGGGCGGUUUCCCACGGAGCCUCGGCAGCCGCAGCUUACAAUUGAGCAUGAGUCUUCUUAUGAUCAGUGAGAACGUAAAAUUGGCCCGUGAGUAUGCACUACUGGGAAACUAUGACUCCGCAAUGGUAUAUUAUCAGGGAGUUCUUGACCAGAUGAACAAGUAUCUGUAUUCAGUCAAAGACACCUAUCUCCAGCAGAAAUGGCAACAGGUUUGGCAGGAAAUAAAUGUGGAAGCUAAACAUGUUAAAGAUAUCAUGAAAACACUGGAGAGCUUUAAACUAGACAACACUCCACUGAAAGCUGCACAGCAUGAGCUUCCAGCUUCUGAGGGGGAAGUCUGGUCCUUGCCUGUACCUGUUGAACGAAGACCCUCACCAGGGCCUCGAAAACGCCAGUCCCCUCAGUACAGUGACCCUAAACCACAUGGCAACCGUCCAGGUACAACUGUCAGAGCUCACCGUUCAUCUACACACAAUCUUCACAACGACAGAGGGAAAGCCGUUCGCUGUCGGGAAAAGAAAGAACAGAAUAAAGGAAGAGAGGAAAAGAACAAAUCACCUGCUGCAGUUACUGAACCAGAGACAAGUAAAUUUGAUAGUACUGGAUAUGAUAAGGACUUAGUAGAAGCUUUGGAAAGAGAUAUAAUUUCUCAGAAUCCCAAUGUUCGAUGGGAUGAUAUUGCUGAUUUAGUAGAAGCUAAAAAGUUGCUAAAGGAAGCUGUGGUGUUACCAAUGUGGAUGCCAGAAUUCUUUAAGGGCAUUAGGAGGCCAUGGAAAGGAGUGUUGAUGGUUGGCCCACCCGGCACAGGAAAGACCCUCCUUGCUAAAGCAGUAGCUACAGAAUGCAAGACAACAUUCUUCAAUGUGUCUUCAUCAACUCUAACUUCCAAAUACAGAGGAGAGUCCGAGAAGCUUGUUCGUCUAUUAUUCGAAAUGGCUCGAUUUUACUCUCCAGCCACCAUAUUUAUCGAUGAGAUAGAUUCCAUUUGUAGUCGCAGAGGGACUUCUGAAGAGCAUGAAGCAAGCCGAAGGGUGAAAGCCGAGCUGCUGGUUCAAAUGGAUGGUGUUGGAGGUGCUUCUGAAAAUGAUGACCCUUCCAAAAUGGUUAUGGUUCUGGCAGCUACUAAUUUUCCCUGGGAUAUUGAUGAGGCGUUAAGACGACGUCUUGAAAAAAGAAUCUAUAUUCCAUUACCAUCAGCAAAAGGCAGGGAGGAGCUGUUACGAAUAAGUCUACGUGAACUGGAAUUGGCUGAUGAUGUUAACCUUGCAAGUAUAGCAGAAAAUAUGGAAGGUUACUCAGGUGCAGACAUUACCAAUGUGUGCAGGGAUGCAUCCUUGAUGGCAAUGAGAAGGCGUAUUGAAGGUUUGACCCCAGAAGAAAUCAGAAAUCUUUCAAGAGAAGAAAUGCACAUGCCUACAACUAUGGAGGAUUUUGAAAUGGCUUUAAAAAAGGUUUCUAAGUCAGUUUCUGCUGCAGACAUUGAAAGAUAUGAGAAAUGGAUAUUUGAGUUUGGAUCAUGCUAAAGUCUCACAUGCAAACUGUGAGAAACCUGCCUUAAGUGUUUGAAUAAUAAUUAAAUGUAGUAUUUCAUUGCAUUGAGUGCUAUAUUUUUUUAAACUUUCAUAAUGGUAAGAUUUAAAAAAAGAAAAGUAUGAUUCUGAAUAAAUAAAGGCAAUUUUUUAAAGCUGCAAGCAAAUCUCUUUUACUUUAGUAUUAGCUAAUUUCUUUCACUGACCAUGUAUGUUUGCAGCACAGAUGCAAUUACUUAGGUUGGAAGUGUCUUUGUAUGGACUUCUAGGUACAGCAUCUUCUCUUCCACUGUCCGGCUGCCAUUCCUUUUAGGGAGUAAGAUUGGCUCUAGCACCUUGGGUGCCAGUGAAUAACUGAAAAUUCCUGAACAUUUUACAUAAGUAGCCAACUGAGGCACAAACCAUGCACCCACUGUGCCUUCCUGCUUGGCGUUACGGUAGCUUCCCUCCUCUUCCUGGGAGAGCUUUAAAGACCCUUCAUUUUAUCAUCUACUUAAAGAGAAAAAAAAAUACACACACACACUCCUGCUUGACUUUAGUCUGCCUACAUAUGAGGCUGCACUACAGGCUGCUCCCUUUGCUCUAAUGAAUGAAAUUCAUUAUUAGCCCAUUCUUUCAUGGAUACAAAGCAUAAUUAAAUGAACAGUUAAUGGUAUAAGUUAAUAAAAGUUAAUGGUAUAAAAUCUUAAGUAAGCUCCCUGUUUAGGAUUACUUUUUAGGAACACCUGGGUGGCGCAGCAGUUGAGCCUCUGCCUUUGGCCCCAGGUGUGAUCCUGGAGUCCCGGGAUUGAGCCCCACAUCAGGCUCCCUGCAAGGAGCCUGCUUCUUUCUCUGUCUCUCAUGAAUAAAUAAAUACAAUAUUUUAAAAAAAUUUUUAAGGAUUACUUUUUAAAAAAAUAACUGUAUCAUCCCAACCAUAGAAAAGAGAGCACCAAGCCAUAGUUCCUGGUCUCCCCGGUAAGGAGGCAAAGCAGAACAGGACUUUGCUGACUGUAAAGCCUACACUCUCCAGUUGGCCACAUAGCCUCCUCCACAGUUCUCAUGAGAUUCUCUGUAAGCUUAAUAGACUAUCAUUAUUUGAAGUUAGAAUUGGUGAUUUCCAGCAUCUUAAAGUGAGGAAGGACAUAAAGUGUUACUGGCUGGGUGACUUUAGGAUCAAAGUGAAUCACAUGCUAUUAUUUAUUCAUAUAAUAUGGAGAAAGUAUAUUUCACAGGGCUGUUAUAUUUCUUAUUAAAAACAGCUAGGCGGAAAACAAAACAAAACAAAACAAAAAACAGCUAGGCGUGAUAAAACCUCACUCCUCCACUCUGCUCCCUGUCAUCCUUACCCCACACAUACAUAUCUACUUAACCCAACUCUAAGAUGGUUUUAUUUUUUUCCCCUCUCCACUAAGGUGGUCUUACAAACCAGUCAGUCAUUAUUUUACUGAACAAUGUGUUUAAAAUGACAGGUUGCAAUAAAAAAGUAAUAAAACAAAAUAGGAAAUAUCUGUCAUUUGGAAUAAAAGCAAGUAUUUUAUGUACUACAUCACAUUAUAAAACAUGUUAAUGGGGGUGAUGGUUAAAAAAAGAUCACUGUUGAAGGAUAAAUGACACUUAAGGAG
Nyctereutes procyonoides (raccoon dog) is the source of this 3372-nucleotide messenger RNA. RefSeq names its product katanin catalytic subunit A1 (gene KATNA1). The transcript is spliced from 11 exons. Gene Ontology annotation, biological process: microtubule severing. Gene Ontology annotation, cellular component: microtubule cytoskeleton. Lineage: Eukaryota; Metazoa; Chordata; Mammalia; Carnivora; Canidae. Gene Ontology annotation, molecular function: microtubule severing ATPase activity; ATP binding; ATP hydrolysis activity. Bases 287 to 1762 code for a protein of 491 amino acids. The record is from RefSeq and is a predicted model, not a curated record.